This is a messenger RNA of Eremomyces bilateralis CBS 781.70, 1840 nucleotides long. RefSeq lists its product as uncharacterized. Gene Ontology annotation, molecular function: GTPase activity. The coding region runs from base 194 to 1504 and encodes 436 amino acids. Lineage: Eukaryota; Fungi; Ascomycota; Dothideomycetes; Eremomycetales; Eremomycetaceae. The transcript has a single exon. The record is from RefSeq and is a predicted model, not a curated record.
UAGAAACAUAAUUUUUUAAACUUAUCAAAGCUCCAACGGUCUUCCCUAUCUCGCCUGAAGAUAGACGCCUUCCUCGCCUCCCUAUAAUCCCUUCGAAGCCGAUACCUCCCUGGAUUAUCAAUCGCAUUGUGACGGUCCACCAUCCAUCAAUCAGCCCCAGUCGAAUCAAAGCGAAUCCAACAUUUCCACGACGAUGUCCGACCCGGAACCUAUCCCACCGGGGCCUGUGGCCAUUGUGGUUAUCGGCAUGGCUGGGUCUGGCAAGACCACCUUCAUGCAAAGGAUAAUAUCUGAUCUUCACGCUCAAACGCCCCCAUCCCCGCCAUAUGUCAUCAACCUCGACCCCGCCGUUACAAGAGUGCCAUUCGAGAGCAACGUGGAUAUACGAGACAGCGUGGACUACAAGGAAGUCAUGCGGCAAUACAAUUUAGGCCCGAAUGGAGGGAUCCUAACAAGCCUAAACCUUUUCGCGACCAAGGUGGAUCAAGUGAUAGGGCUGGUGGAGAAGCGGUUUGGACUACAAUCACCAGCCCAAGGAGAUCCAUCGCAAACAGGGACGAAGGGACCGGACGCAAGUCAGGCCCCGUCGGGCAAGACAGCAUCAGGAGACGAGCCCACGCCAUCGCCGGAUGCGCUGGAAACCCCUCGCUAUCUUCUCUUCGACACCCCCGGCCAAAUCGAGGUCUUUACCUGGUCUGCUUCGUCCUCGAUCCUCCUCUCCGCCCUCUCCACGACCAUGCCCACAGUCAUCGCCUACAUCAUCGACACCCCGCGCGCCGCUUCUUCCACCGCCACAUUCAUGGCCAACAUGCUGCAUGCGGUCAGCAUUCUGUACCGCACCAGCCUUCCCAUGGUCCUCGUAUUUAACAAAGCCGAUGUGCCGGAGGGUGAUGCGAUGGACAUGGACCCCGCCGAUACUCUCGACCGGGGGAGUUUGGUGGAUAAGUGCGUACGGUGGAUGCGCGACUGGGAGGUCUUCCAGGAAGCCGUCCGGGAUGAGAGCGGGCCGGACGAUCUGGGUGAGGGAUCGGGCUACAUGUCUAGUCUUACCAACAGCAUGUCACUGGUACUGGAGGAGUUCUACAAUACCCUGAGCGUGGUCGGCGUUUCUUCGAUGACUGGGCAAGGAGUCCCGGAGUUUUUCGACGGAGUAGAAGAAAAGCGGCAGGAGUUCAUCCGGGAUUAUUGGCCUGAAGUGCUCAAGAGGCGGAAGGAGAAAGAACAGGCCAAGGAAAGUCGCCGCGAGAAGGAGCUGAGCAAGUUGAUGAAAGACAUGGAGGUUGGGGGAGGGGGGAGUCGGACGAAGAACGUGGAGCCGGAGACUGUGAGUGACGUUGAAGCCGAGAGUGAGGAUAGCCAGGAUGAGGAUGAUGACGACGAGGAUGCCGGGCUCGAUUCCGGGCUUCAGAAAAGAUACAGAAGCGCGCUGGAAGAUGCCAGUGAAGGCCAGGACGAUGAUAUGAGCUUCGCCCGAUACGUGAGGAAUGCAGGCGCCAUGGGUUGAAGUAUCCGUGGUGGCUGUCGCAUGGUUCAAUGUAGCAACACUAUAACAAAAGGAGCAUCCGCCUCCGCAGCAGAUGAGAAUUCAGCCCGAUGCGAUAUAUCUACCCGGGACUGAAAGGGGAUUGUGGGGAGGAAGUGAUUUGGUUGAAAACUGGUAAAACAGUAGAGUUCGAGAUCACAUCUAGUCCAUGAGCUCAGGGUUGUAUUGCCUUAUGGAUUUGUGCUAAAAUUUGUCCAAAGGCUAGAUUGAAUUGAGGCGUGGAAGACCUCCGAUUCCUUAUGCCUGCUCCUGUCUAAGCAGUGGCCGAAUCAAAUCAAAUAUUCCACAUGAUGUAGU